CAUUCCCAUACUAUAAUGAUCUAUUUGCUCUAUAUGAUGGGCGCUAUGCUCAAGGAAGGAGUUGUCGUGGCAUGGAUUAUUAUGCAAACAAGGCCAGAGAACUCUCUCAGGUCACUACAUCAUAUUCGCAACAGUUGGAAGGUCCCGAGGAGCAUCAUCGCUCACCUACACCGAACUUACCUGCUCCUAUGGAAUCGUGCAUGCAUAUUGAUACUGAAGAGGACAAUGGAAGCACUAAUUGGUUCUGCACCGAUGAUCCAUUACACCUAGAAGCUGUGAACUCAACUCAAGUGAAAGAUUCUGCAUUACAUGUUCAAUCAGAAGAUGCAAUACCAACACCAUUUUCUUCAAAGCAAACCCCACAUAUGUCGAUGGAACUUCCAGAAGACAUACGUAGAAAUUGUCAACCAUCUCAUUCUGCUCCUGAGCUUACUAGUGCUAAGAGGGGGAAAAGACAGAAGACUAAUUCUAGUAUUGAUGAUUUCCACGAGAGGUACCUGAGCCUCAAAAGAGAAGAGAUGGAACGGUUUGCAGCCAUCGAGGAGAGGAAAUUGGAGGAUCCCUAUAGCAUACAAAAAUGCAUUGCUGCACUUGAGGGGUUGCCGGAUUUACAAAUGGGAGAUAUACUAAAAGCAGCUGACCUCUUCACCAACAACAAGGACAACAGGGAAGUCUUCCUCUCAUUUUCAACUGAUGCAUUACGACUGGGCUGGUUAAGAAAUAAAAUUCAAAACACCUAGUGUACUAGCUAUGGGAAUAUGCCCCUUGGAGAAUGCUUUUGUGUUAAUUACAAAAGUGGCUUUUGUAUGUUGCUGUAGGCACUUGUACUGCUGAGUUAAUGGUACCAAAUUAUCAUGUAGU
Triticum dicoccoides is the source of this 861-nucleotide messenger RNA. RefSeq lists its product as uncharacterized. NCBI's taxonomy places the organism in Eukaryota, Viridiplantae, Streptophyta, Magnoliopsida, Poales, Poaceae. The record is from RefSeq and is a predicted model, not a curated record. The coding region runs from base 72 to 740 and encodes 222 amino acids. The transcript has 2 exons.